AUGCAGGUGCAGACCGACCUGACACCUGUCGUGCUUCUGCUGCUGCUUCUGCUGCUGCUGCUCCUGCUGCGGCCCGGGUGUCAUUGUACUCAGAGAAGGAUCCAGACGAACAAUGCCACCAUCCAGGUGGCCACCCAGGAUGCAGGGUGCGGCAUCUCGCCCCCAUCCCAAUACUGGGCCAUCAUCACAGUGGGUUGCAGGGAAGGCCUGUGGCUGGCUGAUGCUGCCUUGAUGAUGUGUGUGGCUCGAUGGUUUGACGAUCGACCGGGUGUCUCACUCGCCCCCCCCCGAUAUAUUGGAACCACCAGUCGGCCUCAGAGGAGGAAGGCAGAGGGACAGUGA
Aspergillus heteromorphus CBS 117.55 is the source of this 342-nucleotide messenger RNA. RefSeq lists its product as uncharacterized. The transcript has a single exon. Bases 1 to 342 code for a protein of 113 amino acids. The record is from RefSeq and is a predicted model, not a curated record. NCBI's taxonomy places the organism in Eukaryota, Fungi, Ascomycota, Eurotiomycetes, Eurotiales, Aspergillaceae.